This is a messenger RNA of Saccharomyces kudriavzevii IFO 1802, 3330 nucleotides long. RefSeq names its product FG-nucleoporin NUP116 (gene NUP116). Gene Ontology annotation, molecular function: structural constituent of nuclear pore. The transcript has a single exon. Lineage: Eukaryota; Fungi; Ascomycota; Saccharomycetes; Saccharomycetales; Saccharomycetaceae. Gene Ontology annotation, biological process: RNA export from nucleus; protein import into nucleus; post-transcriptional tethering of RNA polymerase II gene DNA at nuclear periphery. The record is from RefSeq and is a predicted model, not a curated record. Bases 1 to 3330 code for a protein of 1109 amino acids. Gene Ontology annotation, cellular component: nuclear pore; nuclear pore cytoplasmic filaments.
AUGUUUGGAGUUAGCCGUGGUGCAUUUCCUAACACAACAAAACAACCAUUUGGCUCAGCACCAUCAUCAUUUGGUACUCAACAGCAGCAACAACAGCCGGUAGCGGGCGCUUCUGCUUUUGGUUUAGCUCAGCAAGCAAAUCCGUCUCAGGCCCCUGCUUUCGGUAACUUUGGUAACCAGACUUCUAAUUCUCCCUUUGGAAUGUCUGGAACGGCAGCUGCCAGUAGCACCCCUUUCGGUCAAGGUCAGUUGGGCGCAAAUAACAACGCUUCAGGAUCAAUCUUUGGCGGCAUGGGCAAUAACACGUCACUUUCUGCUAGUUCCGCUUCUGCUGUGCCCAACUCUACCGCAGGCACGGGCAUUAAACCAUUUACUACAUUUGAAGAGAAAGAUCCAACAACCGGCGUCGCUAAUGUUUUCGAAAGUAUUACCUGUAUGCCUGAAUACAGAAACUUUUCCUUUGAAGAAUUGAGGUUUCAAGACUAUCAAGCCGGAAGAAAAUUUUUUACUGGACAAAAUGGCGCCAGUACCACAUUUAGCAAUCCUCAGGGUACUACCAAUACGGGGUUUGGAAUGAUGGGGAAUAAUAACGCCAGUACUUCCGCUUCAACAGGGGGUUUGUUUGGCCAAAAGCCAACAACAGGCAUGUUUGGAACCAGCUCAGGCGGUGGCUUUGGUUCUGGAGCUCCUAACGCUACCGGACUGUUCGGAAGCUCAACCAACCUUGCAGGGAAUUCAGCUUUUGGGGCGAACAAAGCCGCCACUUCUGGAGGAUUGUUUGGUAACACGACCAACCCAACUAACAACGCUAAUAGCACAGCCCUUUUUGGACAGCAAAAUUCGAACACAAACGCUAAUCCAUUUGGCCAGCAACAAAAUUCAUUUGGCGCAAAUAAUAUCAAUAGUGGAGGUGCCUUCGGCCAGGUGAGCCAUGGCGCCUUCCCCCAACAACAAGCACAACAGGGUACCAGUGGUCUUUUUGGUCAAUCAGACACCAACACAAAUGGCGGUGCCUUCAGCCAACAGCAAAACGGCGGUAAUGGUAUUUUCGGAGCCAAACCGGCUUCUGGUGGGCUGUUUGGUCAAUCCGGUGGUACAAAUACAUUUGGCAUAAACAAUAACGCGAAUGACACUACCUCUGCUGGCUUAUUCGGACAAAAUAAUCAACAACAAAAUGGUGGAGGAUUAUUUGGGCAACAACAAAAUUCCAACACUGGGGGACUAUUCGGUCAGACUAACCAGAAUCAAAACCGGACAGGGUUGUUUGGACAGCAAAACUCCUCAAAUACAUUUAAUCAACCGCAGCAGCAGGGGGGCCUGUUCGGAAGCAAACCUAUAGGCGGACUGCUAGGACAACAGCAGGGAGCAUCAACUUUUGGAUCUGGAAACGCUCAGGGAAAUUCUUUAUUUGGGCAAAACAAUCAACAACAGCAAGCACCAGGAGGAUUGUUUGGGCAACAGAACAACCAGCCACAGCCUCAAACUGGCGGGUUAUUUGGCCAAUCUAAUCAAACCAACAUCCAACCAUUUGGCCAAAACGGGUUACAACAACCACAACAAAACACUAGUCUUUUUGGAGCAAAACCCGCUGGUGCAGGUUUGUUUUCUAACAACGCAACAAACCAAAACAGCGGUCUUACUGGAAAUAAUCUGCAACAGCCAUCGGGAGGUUUAUUCCAGAAUAAACAGCAACCAACUUCAGGGGGCUUGUUUGGCUCAAAACCUACAAACCCUGUCGGAGGCGGAUUAUUUGGAAACAAUCAAGCCGCCAAUCAAAAUAAUACCGCUUCAACUGCUGGAGGAUUGUUCGGCAAUAAACCGGCUACAGGAUCUCUCUUCGGCAACACCAAUACCGCAGCCCCAAAUAUGACUUCAGGUGGGUUAUUCGGGUCUAAUAAUGCUUCUAGUACAGCAGCUACUACAAAUUCUACCGGUUUAUUCGGCAAUAAACCUGCUGGUGUUAAUGCUCCAACAAGUGGGGGAGGAUUGUUUGGAAGCAAUAACAAUUUGUCUUCAAAUAACGGUAUCGCUUCAACGGGGUUGAUUGGUAAUAAUAAUUUCUCUCAAUCUACUAGUGGUGGGAGCCUAUUCCAAAAUAACACCAGCGGGAACCUUCCAGGCGCAGGAUUAUUUUCUCAGUCUUGUCAGCCAAUGUCGCAAUCGCAGAACAUGCUUCAACAGCAGCAACAGCAAAGGUUACAGCUUCAGAGCAGUAAUCCAUACGGUACUAAUGAACUCUUUUCUAAAGCUACGAUCGUCAACACCAUUUCUAGUCCAGUUCAACCAAAUGCUACCAAGAUCAAAGCCGAUGAGCGCAAAAAAGCUAGUUUGACUAGCGCAUAUAGAAUGGUUCCUAAAACAUUAUUCACAGCCAGGCUUAAGGCUAAUAAUAUUGUAAUGGAUAAGGUCAAGAUUACGGCUGAUCCAAAAUUAUCCAUUUCAAUUGACAAAAAGAAUAACCAAAUUACAAUUUCCAACCACCAGGAGGAAACCCUGGAUGAAAGCAUUCUGAAAACUUCCAGGCUAUUAUUUAAUCCCGACAAGAAAUCAUUCAAGAACCUAAUCAAUAAUAAGAAAUUGUUGACGGCACCCGAGGAAAAUAAUAGAGCGUUGAACAGCGAUACCAGUAGCAGAAGUAGAAUCAAUGAGCAAGGAGUGAUACCAGCAAACUUAAACAUGGAUAAAAAGGAAGGUACAAAUGGUGGUAGCGUACUUAUCUUGCCUACAAAAGCCAAUGAGGAAGUGAACACUACCAAGAGUCAAUUGAGGAUUGUUAACGAAGAGAAUAAGGAAAACAUUGCUGAUUUGGAAAAGAAGGAGUCUCCAGAAGGUGGUAAAAAUACAAUUGAUGUAGGCGUUACCGAAAGAGAUGCUUCCUUCAUUAACGAAGAUUACUACAUCUCUCCAUCCAUGGAUACUUUAUCCUCUUAUUCCUUGUUACAAUUGCGCAAGGUUCCACACUUAGUUGUGGGUCAUAAAAACUAUGGUAAAAUUGAAUUCCUUGAACCUGUCGACCUUGCUGAAGUGCCUCUGACUUCUUUAGGAGGUGUUAUCAUUACCUUUGAACCCAAAACCUGUAUAAUGUAUGCAAACUCAUCAAACAGACCCAAGCGAGGCGAAGGUAUUAACGUUCGGGCUAGAAUUACCUGCUUCAAUUGUUUUCCUGUAGAUAAAUCUACAAGGAAGCCCAUAAAGGAUCCAAAGCAUCAGUUGGUUAAAAGGCAUAUUGAACGCUUAAAGAGGAAUCCGAAUUCAAACUUUGAAAGUUAUGAUGCCGCCAGUGGUACUUACGUGUUUAUCGUAAACUAUGCAGCACAGCAUUCCUUUUAA